This is a messenger RNA of Alligator mississippiensis (American alligator), 7489 nucleotides long. RefSeq names its product SH2 domain containing adaptor protein B (gene SHB). The transcript has 6 exons. The record is from RefSeq and is a predicted model, not a curated record. Gene Ontology annotation, molecular function: phosphotyrosine residue binding. NCBI's taxonomy places the organism in Eukaryota, Metazoa, Chordata, Crocodylia, Alligatoridae. Bases 218 to 1474 code for a protein of 418 amino acids.
CCCGCCUCCCCGGUGCGUGCUGAGGUCAGGCCCGGCCGGCUGCGAGCGAGUGCGGGUUGCAGCGGGCGGGAGGCGCGCUGGCCGCCCCCCUGGCGGGGCCAGGGCCGGGGCCGGGGCCGGGGCCGGGCCGGGGGCGGCGCCGCCGCUGAGCCCGCGCCCCGCGGUCCCGCACGCGCUGCCCGCCCCCCCCAUGGGCGCCGCGCGCUAGGGGCGCACCAUGGCCAAAUGGCUGAACAAGUACUUCAGCCUGGGAAACAGCAAGACCAAGAGCCCCCCGCAGCCGCCGCGGCCGGACUACCGCGACAAGCGCAACGGGGCCGGCGCGCCCUCCCCGCAGCCGCCGCCGCCGCCGCCGCCGCGGCCCCACACGUCGCCCCGCGCCCCGGGCCGGGGGCGGCCGCGCGACGACACGAGCGAGCUGCUCCGCGCCUACCGCGCGCAGAGGGACCGCGACUUCGAGGACCCGUACAGCGGGCCCGGCUCGUCCCUGCGCAAGCUGCGCGCCCUGUGCCGGCCCGACGAGCCACCCGGCGCCGCCCCCGCCCCGGCCCCCGCGCCCGACCCCGGCGCCCGCGCCUUCUCGUCCGCCUCGUGCCGCGCCGGCCCCGCGCCGCCCGCCGCGCCCUCGCCGCUGCUCUUCCGCAGCCACAGCGAGCGGCGCCCGGCCACGCCGCCCGACAUCAAGUACAUGUCGCCCAAGCACCGGCUCAUCAAGAUCGACAGCGCCGGCGACGCCGCGCCUGCCUGCAAGGGCGCCUGGAGCCCUCCUGCCGCCGCCGCCAAAAAGCUCAACAAGUGCCCGGAGCCGCCCGAGGGCGCCGUGCCCUGCGCCAAGAAGGAGAAGGUCCUGAUAGCGGAUGACUACUCUGAUCCUUUUGAUGCCAAGAGUGAACUGAACAAAGCAGGGAAAGGAGAGAACACAGGCUACAUGGAACCAUAUGAAGCUCAGAGAAUAAUGACUGAAUUUCAAAGGCAGGAAAGUGUGAAGUCCCAGCAGAAAGGCAUUCAGCUAUAUGACACACCCUAUGAACCAGAAGGCAAUGGUGUGGAAUCAGACUCUGAAAGUGUGGUGAGUCAGCGCUUACGAGAAAGCAAGUUGCCACAGGAUGACGACAGGCCUGCGGAUGAGUAUGAUCAGCCAUGGGAGUGGAACAAAGUCACCAUCCCAGCCUUGGCAGCCCAGUUUAAUGGAAAUGAGAAACGGCAAUCUUCACCUUCACCCUCCAGUGACAGGCGCCGACAGCUGCGAGCACCAGGAGGUGGCUUCAAGCCCAUCAAGCAUGGCAGCCCAGAAUUCUGUGGGAUCCUGGGGGAAAGAGUGGACCCAGCAAUCCCACUGGAAAAGCAAAUAUGGUAUCAUGGAGCAAUCAGUCGGACAGAUGCAGAAAACCUGUUACGGUUGUGUAAAGAAUGUAGCUACCUUGUAAGGAAUAGUCAAACAAGCAAGCAUGACUAUUCUCUUUCGUUAAAAUGAGCAGAAGCUGACAUUGCACCGGCUCCAGUAAUAGCAUCACAGUCGCUGGUACAUGGGGACAGCUUCUCCACCUGCAAUCACAUAAAUAUUAUAUGCAAGUGUUUUUAAGUCAAUUUAUCAUGAAAAGUGGUGAUUUAACAUAACUAUUACCCCGUAUUCUUCAUGAAAAAUGCAUUAAGCAAUUACAACUAAAAGUAAGAGGUAUAGGAAAUGCAUACUUGCUCCAGGCGAUGUGCCCCAGCAGCUGCAAAGAUGUGUCAUGUAUUAUUAAAUACCUUGAUUAUUAGGAGGGGACAGUUCCUAUUAUUAGGGUAUCUCUCACCAGUGCCAUUUGAUAAUCCUCUAGAUCAGAAAUUGCUUUUUGUUAUGAUAAUGAAGGAUUUUAGCUUAGGUAUGAAUUGCAUUAUGCAUUGUCAUAAAGCUCGGGUGCAUUAAUUAGGCAGGUCACCCACUGGGGAGGGCUGUGUAAUUAUGGCUUGCUCCUCCAGCAUGGUUUAUCAAAGCAGCAGAAAAUGACACGGGAUCUCUUUUCAGGUUGAGAAGUGGGGCUGUUGUGGCUGGCUUAUGGAGCCUUGCUGCAGACCAAAGUGUAGUGCUGAACGGUUGCAAUUACAAUGCUGUUAAAAGAAGCUGUAUUUCACUGGGUUUGUAAUCAAGAAAGAGGCAGCUGUAAGUCAUAUCCUGGCCUAAGCAAAGGGUCUCCUGUUUAUGAGGCUGUAUGAGAGCAUGCCAGCAUUACAUGGCUCUGUAAGGCAGGCAUUGUGUUGCAAUGAGAAGAAAAUGUCUUGCUAUGUUAUUCCUGGUGUUAUGUCUCGGCAGUCCCAAGUGAGGUUACCCAGGCUGUGAUCUGCAUGGCAGCCAGUUGCAAGGAAGUAUCUCCCUUCCUUCCCCUGUCCUUGUCCAUCCAGCCAGACCCUGCUUUCCCCAGCCUGAUCCAAUCAAUCAUUCUGCAGCUGGCAGGAAAUCUACCUUGCACAUGACUUGUGGGUAUCAGGGAAGGUGUGCCUGGCUGCUGCAGGAUUCUCCCAGCCUUACUUCAACUAUGCUUUUUGGAUGUUGGCCUGAAUAGUUUUCAUCCCUCCAGUGGGGUGGGUGGCACUGACAUUCUCAGUGACCAUAGUGACCUUGGGAAGAAGAUGGCAUGGGUAUUUCUGUUCCAGAAAUAUCUGUACGUCUGUUCAGGAUUCACCUUGGCAGGGCCCCUACGAGGCAGACAUGAGGCAUCUGUUUCAGCUGAGUUUAUGCUGCUGGUCUGCUUUUGAUGAAGUCCGUUGCUACUGAUUAUCUGUCUAACAUCAAACUUUGGCUGUCUUGCCAUUUAUACUACUCCAGUUUCUGCAGACAUAAAAGAAAAUAUGCUGUUCUGAUGCAUCAUGCCGACGGAGCUGGCUCUAGCACACUGAAGGCAUGGCUCUUUGUGGAAACCCCAUAGUGAAUUACCUCCUAUUCACAGUAUGGCUCUUCUUGAGAUGCAGAAUGGCCAUGCUGCAAUGACAUAUAUUUACCAGUUCCUCCUCUGAUGUUACAGCACCAUAUUCUCUGCAUCUUCAAAAGCAUCUGGCUUCAUUUUGCCAGUCCCAGAUGCUGUCAGGGAAGUGAGCAGAGCCUGGCCUUUGUGUUCUCAUCCUCAGCAUCACUCUCCUGUUACUUCUUAUCUGCUGGAUUUGUGGAGUGGCAUCUUGGGCCAGCCUGCCUGCUUUCCUGGACAAGCAGAAUUUGCUCAGAGGUCUGCAGUGUGAGUGGGGGUGGGGCAUGACAGGCAGGACUGGGAGGGGAACAGCACUGCCUAGCUGCUCCUUUGCUCUGAGCAGAGGCUGGCACAGCAGUUGUUCUGUGCUACACCAGCAGAUCAGGCAGGUGAUGAGACCCUGAGUAAUCCCUAUGCUCUGGGAAGUCCAUCUGUGUCAUGGUGAGUUAGACAGCCGCUGGAGUAACACCAGAACGCUGGGAAAGGCAUGUGUGGGGAGGGUGAGCAUGUCUACACAGCCCAUGAGUUGGACCCAGGGCCACUGACAAAUCACAGACAGCCCCACCUCUCCCUUGCUCAGCACGUCGCAAAACCUAGGAAUAAAGUAGGGAACUACCUUAGAGCAUCCCUGAGCGCACAGCACCAUGCAUGCCCAAGAUCACACCCAAAAGUUGCACUGGGGGGUGGAGGGAGACUCAUGCUUAUGGCUGUUCUUAUUCAGCUCCACCGUGCCAUUACUGUGCUGUGGCACGUGCCCAGAGGGCAAGGCACACUCCAUAGCAAUGGCCCUGGGCAGGGUUCAUAAGUGGGGGCCAGUAAUCUGUCUGCCAUCCCAGUCCUGAGCUGAGCCACACUGUUUUGUGCCUGAGGGCACCUGAUUGCAAUGAGGAUGCUGACUGUUCGGCUGUGACUUCAUAGCCCUUGGCAUUCCUCUGGGAACAUGCACCUCUUUCUUCCUGAAUACUAUUUUUAAAGGCAGCAAGUGGCUCCACUUGUGCUGCCCGAAGCAAUAGACCAAGAGACAUUUAACAGACUGUUCUCCAGUCCUGGCUGGAUUCUUUAAAUUAGUAUGCAUCUAUUUCUCUGAUCCCAUUCAUUUAGUGGCAGGCUCUUAAGCCAUUUACUAGCAGAGGAAAUGCAUAAUGAAGUGAAGGAAAGGAACAAUAUAUCUCCUCAUAAUAAUGUAUUUAGAGAUGUCACCCUUGGCUUAAAGGAAAUCGUUUAGAGAGCAAUUAUGUUUCAAAAGAGAAUCAUUCCUGUAAAAAUUGAAAUUUAAAUCAAGAUUUUAAGCUUGCAAAGCUAUAAUUACAGUGCCUGCAGUGAUUUCGACUCGACAGAGAAGGGUCAUUUCAUCAGAGAAUUGCCUCAACAAAUCUGAAAAAUACGAGCUUGCCUUUGCUUCAGCAGUUCCAUAGGAAGCAUCGCAUAUGUUAAAUGGAAAAAGGCAAUUUUUGCAAAACCCCAUCUUCCAAGCAGACUGACUUAUGUGGGGGGGAGUUUCUUUCCCUGCUAAAAAAUACAUUUGGCUUUUACUGGGUGCGAACUCUGCCCUAGUGGAAACGGAUGGAAAGAUGGUUAGAUGGCAAAGAAAGCCAUCCUAGCUGCAUUGCAAUCUGAUCCCUUUCCUCCGUCCAGUGCCUGGCCAUUGUACAUUGUUUUUUGCUUGUGUAGCUGUUCUCCUAACACCUCUGCUCUUUUUGUUUGAAAAGAUGGGGCAAAACAUAGAGGUCCAUACACAAACUUUGGAGAUCUGAGGGCAGUUCCAGCAUCGGGAAAGCCAUGGAACAUCUGUUGGCCAUCUUUCCCCCUUUAUCCCGCCUAAACUGUAAGCUGUUCAGGGCAGGUGCAUAGUGCCCAACUUCCUUUGGGAUGUCUUAGUCUACUGCAGGGGUGUCAAACUCCUCAUGACUUGCCUACGGUCAGUCUUCAGGUCUCAUCUGGAGCGCGGAGAUGCAUCAUCUGGCCUGCAGGGUUGCCUAUAGGGCUGGAAAUCUGGCAGUGGAACAGAUGGUGGCUGCUGCGGCUCUGGGAACCAUGGCAACUAAUGCUGCAACCGCACAUCCCAUUGCCAAAUUUCUGGCCAUGUGGGGAGUGCCACAGGCCAGAUGAUGCAGGCCAACUCCAGCCCAUGGGCUGGAUCUUUGACAACCUUGGUCUAUUGAAAUGCUGCCAGUGGGCCAGGUGUAGGGCCAGGUGAUCCCCUGUGCGAGAGCUACAUGAAUGGGCUGAGAGGAGCAGAGUGGAAAGAAGGAGCCUUCCCCUCACCACCACGCUGAGGACCUUCUGCAUUGUGACCAGUGCUAUUCCAGGCAGGCUGCUCCCAGCUCUCUUCUUGAGCAUGGUUCAGAAGCUCCCUUAGGUGAUAGGGCUAGGCCAAGCAUCCACAGUAUCACUGACUCACCUUGUGUAUUCAUAGCCCACCUACUGCUGCAUCCUGCCCUGCUUUGCUGCCCACAGAAUUGAGCACUGCAGCUCACCACAUUUAGCCACUUCCCUCUUCAGUUAGGCAGCAAGUUCCCUUUCUCAGGCAACAUCCUGCAUCCCAUGGGUGUGCAACCGCUCUGGCAGCUCUAAGAAGUGCUCUAGCUACAACUCGAAGGAGGGGAGGUUACAGCUUAAUGCCUCUUUGCAGCUACCCUGCAGCCAGCAAGCAUGAGUCAAGGCGCAGGACUGUAUAGCUGGGCAUCUGAACACAAAUGCAGGGAGAAGGGAACACACGAGUAAGAAGACUUCCCUUUCUGCAGAUACCCGUCUGAAUUUCCAUCCCUGCUCCCUGGUCUUGUGCUGGGUUAAGGCAGUGUUUCUCAACCUGUGGGACACAACUGAAAAGUGGGUCGCACGAAUAUAUGAAAGGGUUGUAAAGAAACUUUAAAAAUAAAUCAACAAACUUUAAAAAUGAUUUCUCCUUUAACAGAGAAAAAUGUGGGAAAUAAUGUGGCUUUUCCCUUGCUGGCUAGCAGAGCUCCAGCCUGUGAGGGGCUGUUUGCCCCAUACAUCCACCCCCUGCCUCACAUACUGGGGGUCUGGGGACAGGGGUCAGCAAGUCAGGAGUGAGGGGCACUGGGUUGGGACUGGUCACUGUUUUUUACAAAUGGGUCCUGGAACAAAAAAGGUUGAUUAUCACUGGGUUAUCACAGCCAAGUGGAGUGGGGUGAGGUCACAGCCUACCCACUCAUACAUGGCUGAAUUAGGGGCAUCUCAGUUGUCAUCCCUGCCCUGAUGAGCAAGCAUGUGGAGUGAGCAAGGUUGUCACAUUGCCUUGGCAGCAGCACCCACUUUCUUGCUGGCCUUAAAGCAAAGCAUGGGGGUGGUGGUAGCUGGUGGUGCCAUUCCCAAGGACAGCCCUGGGAGAGAGUGCUGCGCCCGUCAGGCUCUUUCUGUAGCACCUGUCACCUGACUGUCCCGAGGCAUGAGUUCCUCUCCCUCAUUCUCUUGGGGGAGUGAAAAUGUCCUUUGCCCUCAGAUCAGAGGGGCCAACCCCCUCCCCCCCCCCCCCCCUUUCUGCUGAUAGGCUCCCUUGCUAGUGCAGGCCCUGUGGACUCCCAUUAGCAAGUGGCAAAUGUGUCCUCCCUUGUUGCGCACACUGGGAUAGUGCAUCCUCCCUGAGGCAGUAGGUGGCUGGGGAUAGGGGGCACUACUACAGUAUUGUCAGGCCUCAUGAAUGGACCUGGCUCAGGGUGGGAGGUGGCCUUCCAUGUACUGGCCUCCAUGGGACCGUAUCCACUGCCCCAGGAAAGAGUUUGCUGAUUUUCCUUCACCUGUCCCCCACUACCUUUCCCCCUCACAUGCAGGGGUGGCUGAGAGGAGGUUCUCAGUCAGGUGAGAUGGGCAAGGCUGAAAAGCAUCAGGGCUUCAGACCCAGAAGCCUUACCUUGCCUGGGCUCAAGCCCUGGGCUGGGCAGGGCAGCGGUGCACUAGAGCUGCAUGGCUAUAGUGGAAGGGAGGUACUGUGGGUGGGGGUUGCCUUCUGCCCUUGUCAGUCCCUGCACAUCGAGUCCCAGAACCAGUGGUCCACCAGGACCUGUGUGAAAACAGGGUUAGGGCACCAGAGUGCCUGGGGGAGAAAUGCAAAUGCAUGGAAAUGGGCUCCUGCCUUAGGGCAUAUCUGCAUGGACUUCAUGCUGCGCUCAAGGUCAAUGCCAAAAACUACCUUUGACUCCUACAGGAAAUGCACCAUAUCCAGCAGCAUGGUUAUGAGGAUGUGCUGGGAGCACCUGGCAUUCUGCUUUCAAGCUCGCUGAAGACAGAGGUAGAGCCAGUGUAGAUGUACUUAUAGGAGCCAGCUGGAUCCACUCUGCUUUGGGUCAUAUAGGCACAACAAACCAGGCAUCCUUGUCUACUUAGACUAACCUGUUUGUAUUUGGGAAGAAUAGAGCUUCUGCCUUGCUUUGAGCUAUUAGCUUAAGACAAAAGCUUAGUCCAGACAGCCCAUGCUUCUAGGCUGCCUUUUCAUCCUACCUAGCAACAUAGGGGAAGCCCAUUUGGAUUGUGACUGCUUCGCAACAUCCAGGCAUGCUUCUGGGCACUAACACUGUCUUUUUUUUUUC